Molecule: messenger RNA, 863 nt
Organism: Geodia barretti
Lineage: Eukaryota; Metazoa; Porifera; Demospongiae; Tetractinellida; Geodiidae
Source: the annotation of a GenBank genome assembly
UGUGAAUGGUUCGGAAAUGUAAGUCGAAGAAGAUACGUUACGUUGCUCAGCAAAAUAAUAUAUUCCCACAGGAUUUUCAAAGGUGUGGAGUUAUCCCUGCUGUUUUUGGCGGCGCUCCUCUGCCGCAGUCACGCAAACUUCAUCAACUGCAACCCCGACAGAUUUCAGAACGAACCGGAAGGAGCCCUCGACUUUGAGUGCCCGUCUGGAUCUGCGCUGGAAGAGGUGGAGUCGUGUUUCGUCAACGUGCCCGCCGUGGGAGGCGACCGCCAGUGGCUCUGGCGUUGCAAGGCGCUCAGUGGUGUUCGUAACGAAGAGUGCAUGUGGCUUGAUGUUACUCUUGCCACACUGGAAAUUGGCGCAACAGAUCCUGAUCCGACCAUCUUGUUUCAGUGCCCCGCCAAUUAUUACAUGGGCGGAGUCAGGAGCACUUUCGACACGACAAAUGUUGAUCGCUCGUGGGACGUAAAGUGCUGCAAACUAGACCAGUGGUGUCAGAGGGAUUGUUUUAUAACCGACUACAUCAACGGUUUUGGUUUGGACCUCUACUAUUUUCAACCGGAGGAAUACCGGAAAAGUGCAAACGUGUUUGUUGGAUUCUUUAGUGACUUUGACUCCACAGAAGAAGACCGUAGGUGGAGAUUGAUGGUGUGCAAGUUCAGCCUCUGCGACUAUGGUGUCAUCAUUGACGAUAAAAGUCCAGAUAUAUUUUAAUGAUACAAGUUCUUGAAGCAUCAAAGACUCUAAUUAAUAACAUUCAAGUUACAUUAAUUUUGAAGUUGCUUUUAUGAAAAACGGUGAUAAUUAUAGCUAUGGAGGUGCAAACUUACAUGAUGUAGCUAUGGCAAAUGAUUAGGGGUUUG